This is a messenger RNA of Linum tenue, 3092 nucleotides long. The record is from the annotation of a GenBank genome assembly. Lineage: Eukaryota; Viridiplantae; Streptophyta; Magnoliopsida; Malpighiales; Linaceae.
UUUUUAUAACAAAAUUCUAGUCGUUUAGGAUUUUUUUUUUCUCAAGAAGUUUUCAUUUUCUCUAAAUAUUUUACGAAAAUAGGAGAAACCCUAAAUCGCCACCCAGAAUUCCUGCAUUGUCAGAAUCAUUGUUCUUUUGUAUUGUCACCAGCAUCAGAUAGUCUUUUUUGGUCAAUGCUGUGAUUUCUGGGUUCUAUUUUUUUUCCUUCCUUUUGACAUUUUUUUUUUUUUUGCAUCACAUCAAAUUGGGUGAAUUCAAUUCUUAGACAAUCAACAAGGAGGAAAUGACUCUUGUUGCCAGGUGAUACUGAUCGCAAGAUUCCAUUGCUAAGUGGAGGGAAAGCCUCAGGAAAUGUUAAACCUGGGGUUUCCAUAAUGAAUGUUGAGGAAGAAGAACAAUAUUUUUCUACCAUCAUUUCUCCAUUAAUGGUUGAUCAUCAUCAGAAUUGGCUCUCUCAUACGGAUUCCGAAGUUUCUGGCGCGAGAUUAUGGGCUGUAUAUGCUUCAAAGGAGCUCAAGAACAAGAUUUAAGCCCCUCUCAUAACAACAACAACAACAACAACGAUAAGGAUCAAAGCAAUUUGAAUGAUAAAUCCUCAAACCAACUCGUUGCUCCAACGCCUUGCAAGACAGAAGCAUACCACGAUCAUGAUCCGUCCAACUACUCGUCCCGAAGCGCCAGCAGAAGAGGGUCUAGGUACGGUUCGCGACAAUCAUCGAGAGUCUCUCAUUACAAUCCUAAUGCCAUUGGGAUUGGCAAGAACAGCAACAAUGGCAGCGUGGGAGACCGAAUCUUCGUCAAUGAGAACAAGCUCGUCUCGAAAUCAGCUCGACAUCACCAGAGGGGCACGACGAUGGACCUCUCGAGCGGGAGCAACUUCUUCUACCUGCCUCGCAUGUCGAGAACUUUCAGCAUGCCAGGUGAUGGUGAUGGAGAGAUCGACCCAGGAUGGCCUCAAUGGCUGACCUCAGUUGCUGGUGAUGCUGUUAGAGGUUGGCUGCCGCGGCAGGCCACCUCGUUCGAGAAGCUAGAAAAGAUUGGACAAGGGACUUACAGCACAGUGUAUAGGGCAAGAGACCUUCAAACAGGGAAGAUCGUGGCGAUGAAGAAAGUGCGGUUCGUGAACAUGGACCCUGAAAGUGUUCGAUUCAUGGCGAGGGAGAUCAACAUCUUGAGGAAGCUUGACCACCCAAAUGUGAUGAGGCUUGAGUGCAUUGUGACUUCCAGGAUGUCGGAGAGCUUGUACCUCGUCUUCGAGUACAUGGAACACGACCUUACCGGGCUUGCAACGAGACCCGGUGUGAGGUUCACCGAGCAACAGAUAAAAUGUUACAUGCAGCAGCUUCUCCGGGGGCUUCAGCAUUGCCAUGACUGUGGGAUUCUGCAUCGCGACAUCAAAGGAUCGAACCUCCUGAUCAACAACAACGGGGUUUUGAAGCUUGGAGAUUUCGGAUUGGCCAACUUCUAUCGUGGUUCGCAGCAGCAGGGUUUGACGAGUAGGGUGGUGACACUGUGGUAUAGGGCGCCAGAGCUCUUGCUUGGUGCCACACAGUAUGGAGUUGGGAUAGACCUCUGGAGUGCUGGUUGCAUACUUGCUGAGCUCUUUGCUGGGAAGCACAUCAUGCCUGGAAGAACAGAGGUGGAGCAAAUGCACAAGAUAUUCAAGCUGUGUGGCUCACCAUCAGAAGAGUACUGGCAGAAGACAAAGUUCCCACAUGCAACAAGUUUCAAGCCUCAACAGCCUUACAAGCGCUGUGUUGAAGAGACAUUCAUCAAAUUCCCGCCUUCAGCACUGGCUCUUGUAGAUCAGUUGUUGUCCAUCGAGCCGGAAGCUCGAGGAACGGCUGCUUCUGCCCUUGAAAGCCAGGUCAGCUAAACAUUUUUACUCCGAUGUUCAUACUUUUCCUUUUUGUGGCCAUUAUAUGAUUAGUUUUGGCAAUAAUAGAAGUUGCAUUUUGUCUACAGUUCUUCAAUACAGAGCCAUUCCCUUGUGAACCUUCAAGCCUACCCAAGUAUCCUCCAAGCAAGGAACUUGAUGCCAAAACCAGAGAAGAGGAAGCAAGAAGAAAAAUGGCAGAAGCCAUCAAGAUGAGGGGACCUGAAUCAGCUAAAGGCCAAAGAAAUGAUAGAGAUUCUUUACCUGGUAAAGGGCAAGGGAAAGCAACAAGCAGCAAUAGCCAUAACUACGAGGAUGCAGCUAAUGGCGGUUACAGGGUUGAGCCUUUAGCAGCAGGAGGAGGGAUGGUGAUGAUCAGGCCAAACGUUGGUGCUGGUGGUAGCUACACUCACUCAUCUUCCAUGAUCCAUCCAAGUCUUACCAACAAGAACGAUUUCUCCACCGCGAGCACUGUGAGAAACCGGAACAACAGCACCAUGUCGGAGCUCAGGACACAGAAAUCCAUGGCGUCCCAACAAACAGUGGACAUGACAGUCACCUGGAGGAAGAACGGUAACAGAAAUGGCGGCUCAUCAUUCAACAUCAAAGACUCUUCAGUGGUGUACGUGCCUCCAAGGAAGAACAGGAUCCAUUACUCUGGCCCUCUGAUGCCUGCAGGAGGCAACAUGGAAGAGCUUCUGAAGGAGCACGAGCGACAAAUUCAACAAGCUGUCAGGAAAGCAAGAUCUAAAGACAACCUUAUAGACGAGGAUCAUAAUAGUAGCUACGGAGGAGGAUGAUCAUGUGCAUAAAAGGCAAACACAACCAAGAAGAACCAGACUUUCAGCCCUUCAGAAAAAAGCAAGUAGUCAUAGGAGGAGAGAACAGAAUAGAACCUUAACAACAACGGCGGUAAGAAGAUUGGUAGAAGCUGGCCUUGAAGGACUCUUGUGGGACAAGAAACUAAAGGAGGGUUGAAAUGGUGUUGUCUGGAUGUGGUUAAAUCCACAAGAUGAAAUAAGGACAUGAAGAUUCCAAUUGACUUGUUUUGGUGUUGUAAAAUUUGUCAGAAGUACAUAAUUAGUCUGACUAUUAGCUAUUUUAUGAUGAUAACUGAACAGUAGGAUCCCAACUUAGAGAGUGAUACUUUGGUAUAUUUUAUAGGACUUUAUUGAUGUGAUCCAUCCUCGUAGUCCAACUAUCCAAACCAAACCU